AUGUCUGCAACAGACGAAAUAAACAAUAAAAGUGAUUUAAAUAAAAACAAAAAACCGGAUUUACCAAGAUUUUAUGUUGCAAAAGGUAAAUAUUCUUCACGUUUGAAUAAAGAACAACAACAACAACAACAAGAGUCAAAUAACAGUAAUAAUAACAGCUUUGGUAAUUUUUCUUCAAACCAAACAGCAAAACUAAAUAAUAUCAAACCAGCACAACAACAAUCAGCCAAGAAUAAGAUUAGCAAUGAACAACGUCAAUCAUCCUAUAAUCACAAGAAUCCCGGUAAUUACUCUUACGGCUCACAUUAUGAUAAUUAUACUCACAGUAACAAUAAUGCAGAUUAUUAUGGAGAUUAUAAUCAACGUUCCUAUCACGAACGUUAUCAGAACGAUUAUUAUGAUUCAUACUAUGAUUAUCACAACGAAAAUUAUCAAAAACAGCAACCACAACAACAACAACGAAGGCCACAUACAGCAAAAGGUCAUGAUAACAUGACACAUAACCCUCCACACGAUAAAAAUAAACAAAAUGUUAAUAACAAAAAAAAUUUAGCAAACAACAGAAACACAACAGUAUCAACAACAAAACAAUUAACAUCAUCUUUAACUGAAUUAAAUCACCGUGAGGAAUGUAUUCCUAAAAAGAGUGAUAAUAAAUUUAAUGAGAAAACAGGUGAAGAAAUCAAAAGAGAAUCAACAAGUGAUAAUCAGAUAGAAGAUGCUCUUAACAACGAAAAUAUGACAUUUGAAAAUAAACGAUUAUUGGAAAUGACACCAUCUCCGCCUCUAUCAACGACGAAACAAGAUAAUAAUGAAAGAACUAAUGACACUAGUAUUUCUCAAUCUCAAAUCUCUGAUCAAAAACAAAAGAGUACACACGAUGAUAGAAUCAAUGAAGUGUUGGAAGCAUCAUCGGCUGGAGAUGUUUUAAAAUUAUCAAAUUCACAUCAUCGUGGCAUAUUAUUUAUUAAUAAAGAUGAAAAAAUAGCAUCGAAUCAUGUUGAAAAGAGUGAUGAUAACAAGAACGUGCAUCAAACGGUAAGUGAUCAAACAUUAUCGCGUUCAUCACAGAAUGAAACAUUGAAACAACAACAAUACUAUAAUCAAAAUCGUAAACAUCAACAACAUCAUCAAAAUGAAAAAAAAUUGUCGACACAACAAUCUAUAAGAGGCUUGACAAAUAUUACAAGAAAAUUAUACGAUCCAAAUGCACCGUUAGAUCAUAUUGUGAAAUCAUCAUCGAUACAUUCUUUCGAUACUGAUACACCGCCAGUACGAUCAAAACAAACAUUUCAAAAAAUUCCAGCAAAUCCUCUGUUACUUUCAAAUGUUCAACAACUUCAACAUCAUCCACCUCCACCUCAAUCUGCGCCACCCACACUAUCAACAUUGAAACAAAUGCAAGAAUUUUAUCAACACUAUCAGUCACAAUUCUUUAACUAUGACCUGUGGCAUCAGACGUACGGACAAAUUAAUAAUGAAACUUGUAUGCAAGCCGUUCAAGCAAUUCAAUUCCGUAAACAGGCCUACGAUUAUUGGAUGUCACAAAUACAAAAUAUGGAACGAUCUUUAUCAAUUUAUUUGAAAAAUUCUCCAUAUAUGGAAGCAAAUUUUCCACGAAUGAUGGAAGCAAAAACUGCUUUACAACAAGCCUAUGUUCAUGCGAUGAUGACAGAUAUUGAAACAUCACUAACACGAAAUUUAGAUGCAACAUUAUGGAAAUGUUGUUUUCACGAUGUCAUUGAGAUAUUUCGACAUAUUGAACCAGAUAAAAGUUCGGCAAGUGGAAACAUAAAAGCGAUGAUACGUACAAUUAUUGAUGAUGGUGAAAAAUUUUUCUUAGCAUUUAUUCGACAGUUGGAAUCGGCAUUUGGUUUAGAUACAAGGUUAUACUUUAAUCCAAAUAUAUAUCCACCAGAAAUAACAAAUGUGUACAUGAAAUAUGCAUUGUUAUGCGCACAACAUUGUUAUUUGAAUAUGGGCGAUUUAGCAAGGUAUAAAGAAAAUAACAUGAAUGGAAAUGAUUAUUCACAAGCAAGAAAAUACUAUUUGAAUGCAAGAUCAUUAUAUCCAAAAAAUGGCAAAGCAUACAAGCAAUUGGCUAUAUUGGCUUGUAUUACGCAUCGUCGGCUAGACUGUGUUUAUUAUUAUGUUCGUGCAUUAGCUACAACAACCACCAUUCAAACAGACAAUAUCAGACAAAGUUUAAUGUCGUUAUUUGACGAAGCCAGACGACGACUUGAUAUGUUUGAGAAAGAUUUGUCAAAAGAUAUGAAAGAUCGUGAAAAGAAAAAUGAACGAAAAAUUCGUUCAGGUAAUCAAAAAUUAGAAAUAUGGAAACGGACGGAUGGCAGUGUUUGUGGAACAAGUACAGAUGAAAAUAAUUCAACAACUAACAACAAUGGAUUUGACACAUCAGUUUCGCAGCAAGAACUAAACCGUUGGUUUAUGUUAAACUAUAUAACUGUUCAUGGAAAACUAUUCACUAGAACUGGUAUGGAAACCUAUACGGAAUAUUGUUCAAAGAUGUUGCAUCAAUUUCAAUCGUUAUUGCGCUAUGAUCCAUCGCCUUUGGGUAAACAACAACUUGUUCAAAUAAUGGGCAUAAAUAUGUAUCAGAUUGACGUUGCUAAGCAAAUGAAAGUAAAACCUAAUGUGAUCGUACGUUCACAAUUUGAAGAAUCUUCGUUGCAAUUAGCAUUGGAUAUGUUUGGAAUUUUAACCGAAGAAACGUCAAAAAUGUUGGAUCGCUAUAUGAAAAUAAAACCCACAAAUCAGUCUUUACCAAUAUUAAAUUCUUGGUUACAACAAGUGUUUCCUGCGUUGAAAGUGUUUACUGAUUGGAUGACAUGUCAUUCUUCUGUUUGGCUGCCGUUACCGGAUCAAUUACCUAUCGAAUAUGGUCCACAUCCAGACAUAUUGACAUCAUUAGCGAAAAUCAUUAAUCAUAUUAGAAAUAUAGAUCGUUCUCACAUACAACUUGGCUCUCAAAUGAAUGAUGGAAUACCAGUUAUUUUAGAAGAAGACGUUGAAUUAAGUGGUUUUGUGCCAUUGAUGACAUUACCAGUCGAUAAUGUACAAACGAUAGCAGAUACACCUCUAGAUGAAGCAAAAAAUUCAAAACGAGUUGGACGUUUAUGUUUCGUUGCCGACUUUUUUUGUGGAUUAGAACCGCCGGUAUUUAUUUAUGAUGUGCGAAAUAAAACAUAUCAUUCUGUAUUAAAAUCACAAAUUCAUUCAGAAAGAAGUACAAAUCCAAUUCAGAAUGUAUCCAGCGAUCAAGAUGGAAAUGACGUGGCUCCAUUAUUAUCACAAUUAGUUGAACCAGGUUCACCUGAUUCUUUGUCCGACAAUAUGAAUGAGUUAAAACGAAAGAAACGUCAAUUAGAAAAUCAAUUAGCUGAGAAAAAGAAACAGGAACAAGUUGUAAAAGACAUAUUGAACACAUCCCGUUUAAUUGAAAUAGAAGUUGUGCCAAGAUUUCUUGUAUUAGAUACGAACUGUUUCAUUAAUUAUUUACCAAAAAUUCAAAAAUUAAUCAAACAGGCUAAAUUUACUAUUAUCAUUCCACUCGUUGUCAUUUGUGAAUUAGACAAACUAUCAGUAUCAACAAAUGCUGAUGAUGAUUCGUAUGAACAUGCCGAAAUGGUUCGUCGACAGGCUAUAUUGGCUGUUAAGUUAAUUGAAGAAUGUUUUGAGCAAAAAGAAAAACGUGUUCAAGCAAUGACCGGUGAAGGAAACAUUAUGGAUUCAAUACAAUUUCGAAAUGAAAUAAAGAAAAACGAAUCAAAUGAUGAUAUAAUACUUGGAUGUUGUCUGAAAUACUGCAAAGAUAAUCCACGAGAAUUUUUUCCACAAAAUAAAGACGAGGCUAUACGUUUACAUCGUGAUGUUGUACUAGUAACAGAUGAUCGAAAUCUAAGACUAAAAGCACAAGCAAGAAAUGUUCCGGUUAAAGAUUUUCCAAAAUUUAUUCAAUUAGUACAAAUAACACUUUAA
Messenger RNA from Didymodactylos carnosus, 3999 nucleotides. Lineage: Eukaryota; Metazoa; Rotifera; Eurotatoria; Philodinida; Philodinidae. The record is from the annotation of a GenBank genome assembly.